Messenger RNA from Trichoderma reesei QM6a, 1155 nucleotides. RefSeq lists its product as uncharacterized. Bases 1 to 1155 code for a protein of 384 amino acids. Gene Ontology annotation, molecular function: carboxylic ester hydrolase activity; palmitoyl-(protein) hydrolase activity. Lineage: Eukaryota; Fungi; Ascomycota; Sordariomycetes; Hypocreales; Hypocreaceae. The record is from RefSeq and is a predicted model, not a curated record. Gene Ontology annotation, biological process: protein depalmitoylation. The transcript has a single exon. Gene Ontology annotation, cellular component: cytoplasm.
AUGGCACAUCACUAUCCUCCACGACGCCGCUUCAUCAAUAUCGGCAGGCCGAAGCCAGUCUCGUCCUCCUUCAUUUUCCUCCACGACAGCAACUCCUCUUCCACAGCCCUCUCGCAGCAAUUCGCCCACGCGCUCAAACCAAAAAGCACGACAGACAUGCUAGGCUCUACAACGACAAACAUGCUCUUUCUCAACGCGCCCAUACACACAAUAACAACAACAACAAUCCUUCCUACCCCUCCGCCAACUCCUUGUCCGCAAACGCAAGAAGAGGAACCCCAUAAGCAGCACACAUGGUUUUCAACAAUCCAACCAAUAGGCGCAGACGACGACGACGACGACGACGACGACGUUCCAAGUACAGCCUCCUGGAACGAGCUAUCCCUCUGCAUGAACCUGCUCGAAAAGGCAGUCGUGAGGCAGUCCGAGCGAGUCGGUAGGGAGAAUGUCUUUCUCGUGGGCGUGGGCAUGGGGUUUGCGGUGGCGGCGACGUACGUGAUGCAGAUGGAUGAGCGGAUAGGGGGGUUGUUGGGGGUUGGAGGGUGGUUGCCGUUUCAUAGUGUGUUGAAGAGGGUUGGGGUUUAUGGGGAGGUGGUGGUGGUGGUGGCUGGUUUGGCGGAGUUGAGCGGCUAUGCGCAGUUUGAUAUGAAGAGGAUGGAUGAGAAGGGGGAGGAGGAGGAGGAUGAAGAAGAGGAGGAGGAGGAAGAAGAAGAAGAAGAAGAAGAAGAAAAAGAUGAAGAGGACGUGUUUGGUUCAGGAUACUCAACUCCCACCCUCUGCGAAGAACAACACAACGACCAAGCACCCUCCUCUGAGCUGAUGCUCAGACGCACAAAGGCCUUCCUCGAAUACAUCCUCCUACACGGAAAGCCACCCACGCACCCCCGAGUCUGCAACCGCAUCGACAGCUCCACGCCCGUGGUGCUCGUCCACGGAGCAGAGGACCAAGAGGUCGGCUUCACGUAUGCAAAGGAGGCGCAGGAGACGCUGCGCCAUUUCGGGUUCGAGGCGACGCUGAGGGUCGUUGAAGGGGAGACGCAUGAGCUGAGUCGGAGGUUGAUUGGCGACUUGAUGGAUGGCUUCAUGAGGAGGGGGCUGGGGAACGGGGACGUCAGGGGGGCUGUUGGGGAGAUGCUCUUGGAAGGGUGGUUGUAG